AUGAGUUCCAGCAGCAGCGAUGAUGGCGGCAUUGCCAUGAAGCAGUUCAAAGACAAGCACGUAGAAGAAGAUGAAGAAGUAGACGGCGGCACCAGCCGGGAAGACGAGCUGGAUCUGGUUGACAGCGCCAGCGGCAUGUCCAGCGGAGGCGGCGCGUUCGAAGAAGGGAUGGCGUCAAGCGGCGUGCCGCCCGUUUGCCUGAGCUUCAACGACCUCAGCUACUCGGUGCGCAUCAAGAAGGGUCCCUUCGCCGAUGGCAUCAAGGGCCUGGGUCCCAAGCUCAGGUCGUGCCGGCUGUGGACCAAGGAGUCCAAGGAGAUCCUCAAGCCCAUGUCGGGCCACUUCCUACCCGGCCGCCUCGUGGCCAUCAUGGGUCCCUCUGGGGCGGGUAAGACGUCGUUCCUGAACCUGCUGAGCGGUCGGACGAGAGAGGGCAAACUGGGCGGCGAGAUCCUGGUCAAUGGACACAAGCUCAGCCGCGACCAGUUCAAGCGCGCCAGCGCCUACGUCAUGCAGGAGGACACCCUCCUCGGCAACCUCACCCCUCGGGAGCUGCUGACGUAUUCGGCGCUGUUGCGGCUGCCGCGGAGCAUGCCCAAGCACGAGAAGCUCGAGCGGGUGGAGAAGGUGCUGCGGCAGCUCAACCUGGUGCGCUGCGCUGACACGCGCGUGGGCGUGCCGGGCGUGACGCGCGGCAUCUCCGGCGGCGAGCGGCGGCGGGUGUCGAUCGGGCUCGACCUCAUCGUCAACCCGCGGCUGCUCUUCCUCGACGAGCCCACGUCGGGCCUCGACAGCACCAUGGCCGAGCAAGUCGUUACCAUCCUUCGCAACCUCGCCCGACAGGGCCGCACAGUGGUCUGCACGAUUCAUCAACCGUCGUCGGAGACCUUCAAUCUGUUCGACGACGUGUUCUGGCUGGCCAACGGCUCCCUGGUCUACAGCGGACCCGUGGCCAAGCUCACCGGCUACUUCAAGACCCAGGGCUACGCGUGCCCCAAGUUCACGAAUCCGGCGGACCACUACAUGCGGCUCAUGUCGCGCAGCGAGCAGGUCGAGGAGGAGGACUACGUGAAGCGAAUCGAGACGCUGGCCGACCACCAGAAGCAGCACGCAGCACUCAUCCCCAUCGAGGGCUACCGCCUCCCCGCCCGCUGCCUCACCCUCAGCCACGGCCCCAGCCAGGGCAGCGGCAUCAGCCCCAUCGACCACCACCAUGGCCGAGAAGACGACGAUGCUGAUGGUGAUGGUGAUGGUCGUAAAGUGGCUGGCGGUAGUGGUGGUGAUGAUGUGGAGUUCCGCAACGAGAAGCUGCCGAAGCUGAAGAAGGCGGGGCCGCGGUUCUUGAAGCAGUUCCUGAUUCUGCUGGCGCGGGCGUGGAAGUGCUACAUUCGCGACCCGGGCGUGACCAAGCAGCGGCUGAUCAUCACCCUCAACAUCGGCGUCGUGGUGGGUCUUCUCUUCCUCCAGCUCGGCCACUACCAAUCCGACAUCCAGAACAGGCAGGGCGUGCUGUUCCUCAUGAUCACCCAGGCCGUCUUCAUGACCGGCAACUCUGUGCUCUACCUCUUCCCGACAGAGCGGCCGACAUUCCUGCGCGAGUACGGCAACGGGAUGUAUGGGGUUACGGCCUACUACCUGGCCAAGUCCACGGCGGACAUCCCCUUCCACAUCGUCUUCCCCGUCAUCGGCACCACCAUCACCUACUGGAUGGUGGGCCUACGAGAAGACGCCGGGGCGUUCUUCAUUUGCCUGGGUGUGAUCCUGCUCGUCUCCAACAUCGCCCAGUCGCUCGGCCUCCUCGUGAGCGUAGGCACCGAGCUCCCGGUGGCGUUGACGAUCUUUCCGGUGACGGUGAUUCCGCACAUGCUGGUGGGCGGCCUGUUCCUGGUGGUGUCCGACAUCCCCAAGUACUUCAUCUGGCUGCAGUACAUCUCGCCCUUCUUCUACGCCUUCGUCACACUCGUCCGCAACGAGAUGGAGGACGUCACCUUCAAGUGCCGCUCUAGCGAGAUGGUGUUGGGCGUGUGUCCGAUCGUGAAUGGAAACGAGCAGCUGGACCGUCUGGACUUCGACCGGUACCCGACGUGGGUGGGACCCAUCUGCCUGGCGGGGCUCUACCUCAUCCUGCGACUGCUCACCUACCUCUCCCUCGUCUACCUCGCCCGCAAGCGAUCCGCCACCUGA
Acanthamoeba castellanii str. Neff is the source of this 2184-nucleotide messenger RNA. RefSeq names its product ABC2 type transporter superfamily protein. The coding region runs from base 1 to 2184 and encodes 727 amino acids. Gene Ontology annotation, cellular component: plasma membrane. The transcript has 10 exons. NCBI's taxonomy places the organism in Eukaryota, Discosea, Longamoebia, Acanthamoebidae. Gene Ontology annotation, molecular function: ATP binding; ABC-type transporter activity; ATP hydrolysis activity. The record is from RefSeq and is a predicted model, not a curated record.